Messenger RNA from Gossypium arboreum, 1296 nucleotides. Its product is annotated as WAT1-related protein At5g64700. The coding region runs from base 8 to 1069 and encodes 353 amino acids. Lineage: Eukaryota; Viridiplantae; Streptophyta; Magnoliopsida; Malvales; Malvaceae. The transcript is spliced from 7 exons. Gene Ontology annotation, molecular function: transmembrane transporter activity. Gene Ontology annotation, cellular component: plasma membrane. The record is from RefSeq and is a predicted model, not a curated record.
ACAAAGAAUGGAUAACAAAAAGCCCUAUCUUGCUAUUAUUCUCAUUCAAUCUAUAUAUGCGGGCAUGUUCUUGGUGUCCAAAGCAGCUUUCGAUGGUGGCAUGAACAAUUUCGUCUUCGUUUUCUACAGGCAGGCUGCUGCUACCGUUGUCUUGAUCCCUCUUGCCUUGUUUCUUGAAUGGAAAACAGCGCCCCCACUAUCAUUCGUGACGUUCAGCAAGAUAUUUUUGCUGUCUUUAUUCGGGAUAACUUUAAGCUUGGAUAUCAAUGGUAUAGCCCUUGUUUAUACCUCUGCAACUUUAGCUGCUGCUACAACAAAUUGUCUGCCUGUCAUCACCUUUUUCUUGGCUGUGUUACUCGGGGUGGAAACGUUGAGACUAAAGACAAGUGCAGGGAUAGCAAAACUUAUGGGCAUAUUAAGUUGCUUGGCUGGUGCACUCACCCUUGCCUUUUUCAAGGGUCCCCAUUUCAAACUUUUUUGCCUCCAUCACCUCUUUCAGCACCACCAUGACCAAACAUUUGCUACUACCCCAACUUCCUCUGGUCUCACUUGGAUUAAAGGUUCUUUCCUCAUGUUGCUUUCCAACAUCCUUUGGGGCUUAUGGCUCGUCCUGCAGGGUCCGGUUUUGAAGACCUACCCUUCGAAGCUUCUCUUUACAGCUCUUCAGUGCUUCUUAAGCACAAUUCAGUCAUUUGCUAUCGCUAUUGCUUUGGUAAGAGAUCCUUAUGAAUGGCGACUCGGCUGGAACGUUCGACUCGUUUCUGUAGCUUACUGUGGAAUUGUGGUAACAGGCGUGACAUAUUACCUACAAGCAUGGGUUAUUGAAAAGAAGGGACCAGUGCUCUUGGCCAUGUCAACACCAUUGAAUCUCAUCUUCACAGUGUUGUGUUCUGCAUUUUUCUUAUGCCAGUUUAUCAGUUUAGGAAGUGUGGUAGGGGGGGCUUUGUUGAUUUGUGGGCUAUACAGUGUGCUGUGGGGCAAAACCAAAGAGCAGAAACUGCUGAAUCAAAAUUGUUCAUCAGCUGCUGUGGACAAAGAAUGCACUGAGCUACCGGUUGUGGCAUCCUAAGAACUCUAUCCUUAUUGCUGAUAUUAGGAGGGAAACCCUACUUUUUUUUUUUUUUUGAUGUGAUUGUCAAGGUUAAAUUUGAGCAAUUUUUAGCAUGAAUCUGUUGUACAUACAUUCGCCAGUGUUAAUUUAAGUUAAAGUUUGUAUUUGAUGUAUUGAUAAUGUUUGAGUUCAUACACUAUCAUAUUAUCAUAUAUUAAUAAUACUAUAAAUUGUUAUAUUUUUAA